GCCAGCCCAACGCGCGUUCUUCGCCUCCUGGGAUCUAUAGGCGUGCAAGUCUUGAAGAAGACUCAGUUCUUCCGGGUGCAGAGCUCUUUGGUCUUUCCUGCUGCUACAAAGACCUGGGAAGCUGAACAGGAGUCUCUCCUGACAGCCACGAAAGACAAGCUCCACCUUGCAGGCGAUGGGCGUGCUGACUCGCCUGGCUACUCUGCCAAGUAUGGGACGUAUACACUGCUUGACACCCGCAUCAACAAGAUCAUGCACUACGAGGUUCUUCAGUCGACAGAAGUCAAGUCGAGCAACCACAUGGAGACGGAGGGCCUGAAACGUUCUCUGGACUUCCUCCUGAGCAUGGGGCUGUCUGUGUAUGUUCUUGUGACCGACCGGCACUUUGGGGUGAAUGCCCUGAUGAGAGACAGGUACCCCGACACCAAGCACCGGUUCGACGCAUGGCAUGUCGCAAAAGGCAUUGGGAGCAAGAUGGCCUCUGCAGGCAAGACAAAGAAGAACAGCAUCUUGAAUGCAUGGGUGAAGACUGUACGUGGACACGUCUACUGGUGUGCACAGACCAGCAGUGACAAUGGCGCGCUGGUGCUCGCAAAAUGGGUGUCCGUAAUGCGACACGUGAGCAACGUCCAUCAGCACCCCAGCCCCCUGUACCCUGCGUGCACCCAUGGCCCAAUCGAAGAGCGCUGGUGGCUUCAGGAAGGGACCGAGCCAUACGUGGCUCUCGAAAAGAUCGUCAUGUCCAAGCAACUACUCAAGGACAUUCCAAGGGUGUCUGGAGACGGUCAGACCUAUCGCCUAGAGUCGUUCCACAGCAUGCUGCUCCGGUUUACUCCGAAAUCCAGUCAUUUCAGUUUUGAAGGCAUGGUGGCACGGUAA
Molecule: messenger RNA, 879 nt
Organism: Ixodes scapularis (black-legged tick)
Lineage: Eukaryota; Metazoa; Arthropoda; Arachnida; Ixodida; Ixodidae
Exons: 5
Coding region: 253-879 (208 amino acids)
Source: RefSeq, a predicted model, not a curated record